This is a messenger RNA of Annulohypoxylon maeteangense, 1609 nucleotides long. RefSeq names its product ferredoxin reductase-like protein. Gene Ontology annotation, biological process: ergosterol biosynthetic process. NCBI's taxonomy places the organism in Eukaryota, Fungi, Ascomycota, Sordariomycetes, Xylariales, Hypoxylaceae. The transcript has 3 exons. The record is from RefSeq and is a predicted model, not a curated record. Gene Ontology annotation, molecular function: cytochrome-b5 reductase activity, acting on NAD(P)H. Bases 406 to 1284 code for a protein of 292 amino acids.
CUAUAAAUACAAUAGGUAGCAAGCUUCAAGCUUUGAAUAUCUGCUUUGGAAAGAUCGAGCAGUGGAAUAUCGACUGAUUACAUAAAUAAGCUUCUUAUUAGAGAAAUUAUCGAAUACCUAAUAAUUAGGUAAAUAUUCUGCUGAGCCCCUUGUGUAACGGCGUAGGGGAAGUCCGUUUCCAUUUUUCAUAUUUCUUCAUAUUCUUCAUAUUCUUCAUACUCUUCGUAGUAAUUCAUUUAUCAUUGUCAUUGGAAGUUUAUCGUACAAUUGAUAUUCUUAAAAGUCCUUCAUCUUUGAACAUCAUCCCCCCCCUAUUAAUAUUCUCUUGCUCAAUUGCCAGACGCAUCAUAACACUACAUGGAUAGUUGCGAGGACAACCUUUCCUUGCGCCACAUUCUAUAAAAUAUGAAUUAUGCACUACGGUCUACCCGCCUGUCGCGGGGCAUAACCUGCGUUGCCAUUGCCGGCACCGGUGCCGGUCUUUACUACACGUAUAUGAGAAGUGUUGUUCACGCGGACUCUGGCGCGCCGAAGCAUGUUUUCGGCAGCGGCCCGGCUUUCUUAUCGCUUAAACUUGAAAGCACCGAGACCGUAAACCAUAACACGAAACGGUUACGUUUCAAGUUGCCUGAACCAGAUUCUGUUAGUGGCUUAUCCUUGACUUCUGCUCUCUUGACAUUCUCUUGGCCAGGGGGUAGCAUGCUUCCUGUCCUACGACCUUAUACACCAAUAAAUGCUCUGGACGAGCCUGGUGCUAUAGAGCUUCUGGUAAAACGAUAUCCGAAUGGGAAGCAAAGCACACAUAUUCACUCCUUGCAACCUGGGGAUUCCCUGCGGUUUGUAACCCGUUUACCCGGGUAUACCUGGCAGCCGAAUAAGCACUCCGACAUCAUGCUCAUCGCCGGAGGGGCCGGUAUCACUCCUGCUUACCAACUUAUCCGGGGCAUUUUGCAAAACCCAGAUGAUCAAACCAAGAUUACACUUGUAUUCGGAGUCAACACAGAUGCCGACUUACUAUUAAGGGAAGAAUUCGAGGAUUAUAAGGCUCGCUUCCCAGGCCGCUUCAAGACGGUCUACACAGUUAGCCAACCUGUCGAUGGCUCACCAUUCAGAAAAGGCUACGUUUCUAAAGAUUUGCUAAAGGAGGUAGCACCCCAUUCGGAAACCUGCAAAAUAUUCGUAUGCGGGCCGCCGCCGAUGGAGGAGUCUCUUGUGGGUAGCAAGCGAAAGCCGGGGAUAUUAGGAGAACUCGGAUAUCGAAAUGAUCAGAUUCACAAAUUCUAGUCGGAUCGCUUGACCAAUAGGGCAUAUUGCCUUGUCUCAUAGAGACAUACUAACCAAGACGAAGGAAUCUAGACAUAGAAAUAAGGUACAUACCUAAACUAGAGGAUCGGUUUCUGCAUCCAACAUAAAAACAUAAAUACUGAAAGGAUGUUUCCUUACAUAAUCCGGGUCGACGCCCCUACUUAUUAUUAUUGUACGAAGUGGUAAUGUUGUUUAGCUGUCAACAUUGUUACCCGGGACUUUUAUCUUCUCGUUGGUCUGGACUUGCUAGUUUUUUUUUGGUUCUUCUAGAAAAAAAAAAGAUACACUCCUGUGUGUCAUGUAC